AUGCCACUGGAUCUGCAACCGCUUCAUGCUCUUCGCAAUGAUCUGCAACCGCUUCAUGCUCUUCGCAAUGAACACUGUAACUGGGAAGUUCGCUCGAUUAUUCUCCAACUGUCAAAAACACCGCAACAGACCGAACCAGAAUCUAUCGACCUCGUGUCCAAGGUAAAGAGUCACGUCAUUGUCCCUUCAGAAAGAUUUCAACCUGCAGAGGAUAAGGACCAUAUCCUCUGGUUUCCACCAACAGUGACCAUUGCCAAUGGCAGGUCAUCCAUCAAUUACCACUUGAAUGAUGCCAAUGGCAGCUCGUCCAUCAAGAAGCUUUUGAAUCAUGCCCUCAAACAGUGUUCAUGUUCAGUGAUCCAGUUAAGGAAAAACAAAACCAAGAACAAUACACGGUUCACGUUUUCCUGUCCACGCGCCAAAAGAGCAGGACAAAAGGAUGCACCACUGGAUGGCAAGCCCCAGCGUGAUUCAACAACAGCUCGUGUUCAUGAUAUUGGAGACCUCUGCCGUUUCCAAAUCAUUGUUCAUUUUCAUCACCACACAAAGCGCUGGUACCUUCGAUUGGAUGCAGGCCACAACUUUCUGCAUGCCAAUCACCACAAGGGCCUGCACCAAAUCAGAAAGUCCCGUCAUGAUCUCCCUCUUCAGGUUCUAGAAACAGCAUCCAAUAUGCUCGAUCACGGGACACCUACCACCCAUGUCCGGGCAUUGACACAGACCUUGACUGAUGUCAAUCUCCCCACUAAAGCCUUUACACGGAUUCUGGAAGAAUCUCUGCAUAAUGGCCUCGGGGGUAUAUUUACUCCCUUCAACCCCCAUGGUGAACGCAAUACACCUGGACAAAUGCUUCUUGACUGGCUUCGUUUUCAUCCAGAUCUGGAUUUUGUGAUUUACACUGCCACACUUGAUGACAGUAUGCACAGGCUCCGGCUGAGAAAGAAGACAAAAACAAAAGAUGGUCUUAUUGACCCUGCAAAAUAUCAUACACAACGCCUUCAAGCUCUUGUUGAAGGUUUGACUCUUGACACAGGCAGGGAAGCAUUGAUUGCAGUUUCAUUUGUUAGUAAGAAACAACGGAGAUUUUUUGAGAUGUUCCCAGAAUGCCUUGGGAUGGAUGUGACCCAUGGAACUAAUGCAGAGAAACGCCCGCUCUUCCGUUUAGUGGGCCGGACUGCAUCCAACGAAAACAUCCCCCUCAUGACGGCCUAUCUUCCCUCUCUUUGCGAAUGGGUGUUCCAUUGGCUCUUUGACGAUGCCAUGCCUACUCUUUUUGGAAAAGAGAAUGUUGCAAAGUUGCGUCUCAUGAUGACUGACGAAGACCUCCAGUGCAUGGCUGCAUUUAAUGCCAUUAUAAAAGUGUACUACCCAUAUGCCCAGAUCCGACUCUGUAAAUGGCACAAGGUUAAUCGAAAUUACUCAAUCAGAGCUCCUACAAAGACAGAAGUUGACCUCCAAUUUGCAAACAGGAUUAGGGAUUGGUGUUAUUCAUUCACCUCUUCCAUAGAAUCAGCCAAAGAAGAAAAGGACUCCUGGAAUGCCCUUCUUACGUUUGUGGACAACAUGGACAAGGAAGGCAACGUCACCAAGGAUCUCAUCAGGUUUACACGCAAAUAUCUCACCACCUUUUUCAACAAGUCCAUGGAGUACCUGUCCUUCAGACAUUACAUGGCUGUUCCAAAUGGGGACAGAGCAGACAACUGUUUUGUGGAAUCCGAUAAUUCCUCGAUCAAGCGUCUUGACCAAGGUCCAAAACCAAGCAACAAGAUUCAUGUUUCAGCGUUGAAAUUGGCACAGCGGGACAUAGCCUACGUCAACAAUCUAACAGUUAAAAGUAUCAAGUGUUCAGUGUCCACGUCAACACGGUCCCAGCAGACCAACACCAGUGUCCAGGAUGCAAAUCUCCAAGAAUUGACGACGCAUAUUAUCAAGAGCAAAGCAUCACUGGCUGUUGAACAGCAUUGCCUAGGGUCCAACUGCUACAUUUACUAUCCUGGCCUCUCUAAUUCCAAGGAACAGACAUUCUAUGUUAGGGAAAACUUGAUUAGAGCUUCUGUGACAAGAUUCACUAGCUGGCGCCCAGUGGUUCCAAGGACAAGGUAUGGAUUCCGUGCUGUUCGUCAGCCAUCAUUCAAUAAUGACUCACUGUCUUUCAACACACCAGAACUGUUACCAUUACAGAGUCUACAUUUGACCAAGGCGCGGUUUUCACCUGUUCUUGUGGUUUUUUUCAACGUUCCAGCAUAG
This is a messenger RNA of Cylindrotheca closterium, 2247 nucleotides long. The record is from the annotation of a GenBank genome assembly. NCBI's taxonomy places the organism in Eukaryota, Bacillariophyta, Bacillariophyceae, Bacillariales, Bacillariaceae.